GCGCUUGCCGCGCCUGAUGCGAACUGCUACAAAUGACGGUGGUUUGUUGUCGGCCAGUUUGGCGGGAACCGUUACGACGAAGCGGAGUGGUGGAGUUGCCAGGAGGGGCAAACAAAGAAAGCAUUCAUGCGAUCUGUGACUGCAACGAGGAAAGCGCGGCUGCUUCGGAUGGAAAAGUAUCUGAGAAGCCCGCAGAAGGUGACCAGGCUUCCAGCAACCCAAUCCCUUGUCCUGACGCACUACUUGAACUGAAGGCACAAGAACUUGGCAACAGGUCUCCACCAGGCCCAAGCAUUUUCAAAGAGAAUGGCAACCUCAAAAUUGCCUGCAAGGAAAACAUUGUGGCGUUACCACCUGCAUCAUCACCUGAUAAGGCGGUCAUCCUCCUGUUGACUGUAUAUUUUAUUCUAAACCUGUCAUACCCAUACGCUUUUGGACAGUUUUGGGGACUUGUGCAGCAGCAUGUCAGCUGCAACAUUGUGAAGUUGUGCCUUCUUUUACGAUUUUUUAUCACCAAGGCAAAGCGCUGGCUGUAGGUUUCAAGGCUGGCUUGUUGUUUUUUUUUUCUUUAAGGUAUCUCACUUGUAUUUUUCAAGGUUGAUUUG
Messenger RNA from Dermacentor silvarum, 605 nucleotides. RefSeq lists its product as uncharacterized. The transcript has 3 exons. The record is from RefSeq and is a predicted model, not a curated record. NCBI's taxonomy places the organism in Eukaryota, Metazoa, Arthropoda, Arachnida, Ixodida, Ixodidae. Bases 33 to 536 code for a protein of 167 amino acids.